AUGGGUGAAAAUAUCGAAAAGUCCACACUACCCUAUCAACUAUUUCUUUAUAAUGAGGAACUACGUCGUCCAAACCCGAGGGUAGUACGUCGCAUCAAAUCAAAAGUGGAGCUAACCGAAAAGCUAAUUAACGAAAACAUGAAGAAUCUCGACAACUACGGAGGCGCCGAUUUGAUGGCAAUAAAUCGACAGGUGGAUUUUAAGGAGGAAUUAACGGAGAAAAUUGAAAUGAUUAAGGAGUGUCACAAAACAAUGAAAUCACAAACAAAUCCAAGCACUUGGCUGUAG
Bactrocera tryoni is the source of this 288-nucleotide messenger RNA. RefSeq lists its product as uncharacterized. The coding region runs from base 1 to 288 and encodes 95 amino acids. The record is from RefSeq and is a predicted model, not a curated record. The transcript has a single exon. Lineage: Eukaryota; Metazoa; Arthropoda; Insecta; Diptera; Tephritidae.